AUGCCUGCCAAGUCCACCUCUCCUCCUGACAAGUGUCUAGAUCAAGAAGUUCCGGCAAGAGCAAAGCGUUCAUUCAAUUCUAUCGCUCAAUUCACCAUGCCGCGACCUUCGAAGGACGAAUCCAAGCCCAAGGGGCGCAUGUCCGCAUACGCGUACUUCUUGCAAUCCUCGCGGGAAGAACAGAAAAAAGCUAACCCUGACGAAACGCUCUCUUUCACGGAGUUCACGAAGAAGUGUUCCGAGAAAUGGAAGAAAAUCUCUGACAAAGAGAAAACCAAGUAUCACAAGAUGGCCGAGAAAGACAAGGCUCGUUACGAUGAUGAAAUGAAAGAUUACAUCCCACCGGCCGGCGGGAAAGUACGCGGGAAGCGUAGCAAGAAGGAUCCAGCUGCGCCCAAGAGAGCCCUGUCCGCCUUUUUCUGGUUCUGCGAUGGAGAACGCGCAAAAAUCCGCAAAGAAAACCCCGGCUCCACCGUGGGAGAUGUCGCCAAAGAACUUGGAAGAAGAUGGGCCCUCUUGAAUGACAGCGAUAAGGUUCCUUUCCAGAAGAUGGCAGAGAAGGACAAAGUUCGAUAUGAGAAGGAAAUGGCGGAAUUCAAGAACGGCGCCGCCAAGUCUUCCCGUGCGCCCAAACCCAAAGGCAGGAAUGAACCCGUAGAUGACGAUGAUGAAGAAGAUGAAGAGGAGGACGAGGAGGAGGAUGAAGAUGAAGAUGAUGAAUACUUGGAGUCGAUUUUGCCGGGAUGUGAGGCCAAAUCACAAUACCUACAGUUGAUCCACAGAGUUCAAGAGCUGCACUAUCUCAAUGAGAACCACGUUCGUGUGUAUCUGGAUACGAAUCCGAAAGAAGUGGAGCCGUUGUUGAUAGAAAUUUUCGACUUGAUGCGACAUCAGUCGUAA
This is a messenger RNA of Notodromas monacha, 900 nucleotides long. NCBI's taxonomy places the organism in Eukaryota, Metazoa, Arthropoda, Ostracoda, Podocopida, Cyprididae. The record is from the annotation of a GenBank genome assembly.